CCUCGACGUAAACUGCGGUCACGCAUCCAUGAAUCAUCACUAAGCAGGAAAAAUGUCAGAGUGGUUACCGGCCGAUCAUGAUUACACAGCAGAAUUUGAGAAUGGGAUCCAUUAUGCAAGUGUGGAGUUAGCUGAGUUAGCUGCAAUAGCAAUCGCUCAGGAGAACGGGUUCUUUAUUGUUAGAGGAGCAUGGAAACCGAAUACUUCUGGACUUACUGCCCUCUGUAUGUAUUGCGACAGAAGCAGUAGGAUCGUUAAAUCUUAUAAACCAGACCCUACGAAGGAGACGCGUGGGAAUACUAGUUCGAAGGGUACUGGUUGCCAGUUUCAGAUAUGUAUUAAGGAAGUAUGGCAAAAGGAUCGUCCAAACACAUGGGUCCUAGUGGGAGUGACAAGUCGUGCAACCGGAGCUAAUAGAGGGUUUCACAACCAUGAAAAGGUGUUGUAUCCAGAACAUCACCGACACAACAAACAGUUUAGUGAGGCUGAAAAAGAGAGGUUAAGAUUAAUGAGGAAGGCGGGGGUGAGACCAAAUCAGCAGAAGACGACACUCAAUACUGAAGGGGGUGUGAGUCAUGAUAUCAAACAGAUGUACAACAGAAAUUACAAGAACAGAUUGGAUGAGAUGGGUGAAAUGGAUGCGAUACAGUUUGCGCUUCAUGGAGCUGAACAACGUGGGUACCAUAUCUGUUUGCAAAAGGACUCUAAUAAUGUGCUCACUAAUCUGUUUUUUGCGCACCCGACGUCCAUUCAGAUGUUGCAUGCAUGGCCGUACGUCAUCAUCAUUGACUCGACCUACAAGACGAAUAGGUAUGGCUGGCCAUGGGUUGAGAUUAUUGGGGUUACUCCAGUCAAGAAGAAUUUCAACAUUGCAUGUGCACUUAUUAAGCAGGAAACAAAGGAAACAUAUGAGUGGGUGCUGCGAUGUAUUAAAGGGUUGCUCGGUGAUACGGUU
Messenger RNA from Linum tenue, 955 nucleotides. Lineage: Eukaryota; Viridiplantae; Streptophyta; Magnoliopsida; Malpighiales; Linaceae. The record is from the annotation of a GenBank genome assembly.